Molecule: messenger RNA, 1698 nt
Organism: Penicillium nucicola
Lineage: Eukaryota; Fungi; Ascomycota; Eurotiomycetes; Eurotiales; Aspergillaceae
Product: TFIIB-type zinc finger domain-containing protein
Exons: 7
Coding region: 1-1698 (565 amino acids)
Biological process (GO): RNA polymerase I preinitiation complex assembly; nucleolar large rRNA transcription by RNA polymerase I
Cellular component (GO): RNA polymerase transcription factor SL1 complex; RNA polymerase I core factor complex
Molecular function (GO): RNA polymerase I core promoter sequence-specific DNA binding
Source: RefSeq, a predicted model, not a curated record
AUGGAAUACGUUACCCGAGGGGUCUGCGGUCAAGAAGGAUGCCGUGAUAGGCGAUAUUAUCUUGACAACGGUCUUUGGUAUUGUCGGCGCGGUCACUUGCAAGCGGGCGUCCAAGUCGCAGAUGAUGCAGAUGAUUUUGGAAAUCUAGGCAGACUGAACCGCGUGAAGAAGGAAGCUAAGGAGAAGACAAGCAGGACACUUCGUGGACGUGCGGCAUACACGCUUUUUUUGCAAUGUUAUCAACUUAUUUUAUGGAAACAAAGUCAUGCUUUGGUUCAUGAACUAGGUUUCCCUGAAGAACUUGAGGUUGUUGUUCGUGAUCUCUGGGCUCUUCGACUUCAGGACUUCACAUUGAAGAUCACUAAUACUGAAGACGACGACGAUACUGAAAAUGAAGGGUUUAGCUCGCAGCCUGGAGAAAUAGAUAGCUCUGGAGAGAUCGGGUUUAAACCUAGAUCAAGAUAUCUCGAGUGGCCUCGUCUGAUUGAUUCUCUCGCAACAUGCUAUCUAGCUGCAUUCUUAAUGCGGCUUCCUGUCUGCAAUGAUCAUGCGCCAGGAUGUUCCCUUUACGCGGGUUCUGGCCACCAUUCCUCGAGAAAUGAGAGAAAGGCUCCCCCAGAAUUGACAGGGAUUCUUGAAGUCACCGUCAAGAAACUUCCCACGCCGGAACGUUUUCACCAUAGUGUACUAGAAAUAGCGGUGUUCUAUCAACGCCGUUUUGGCAUGGCACUUCCUGCUCUGAAUUUACCGUUGAUUCUUUGCCGGCUGAUCAAAAGAUUAGCCUUGCCUGUUGAGGUAUAUGAAGCGACCAAAACCUUACAGGAUCUCGUUGGCUUCACAUACACAUAUCCGACCCCAGGCCCAAAGUAUACCAGAAAGGGACCACUCAAUUUCCCCGAUCUGCAAAUGGUUGUGCUUAUUGUUAUUGCAACAAAGCUUCUGUUCCCCUUCGAUGAUUUGAAAAGAUACCCCACCAGCAACAAGGAACCAGCAGCACAGACCAUGGACUGGCCUCAGUGGGUACGCGCUCAAAAGCUUUACGACCAUGAUCCACGCUAUAGCAAUAAGAUUGGAAACGCAACUGCCCUCCAAGUCACAGACAAAGAUGUGAUGGACAUGACUUCCACUCAAAUGGACAGCUACAUGGAUUGGUACGAAAGCAGUUGGCUGGAUACCUCGAAAGCCCCGGAUCGCAUCGCCGAGCUGUUCCCUAUCAGUCGAGCAGAGCCGGCCAUUCAGCCAGUUCCAGCCGCUGUUUCGGAACCAACUUCACGCCCUGAACUUGGUUCGAUGAACUCAAAUCUUGAUACCCUACUACAUAGUGUCAUGCAAGAUAUGAGAGCCAGACGGGUUGUCCCCGAGGGAGAUGAAGGGACCAAACGUCCUGGCCAGUGGUAUCGUCGAUAUAGAUGGGAAUCCCAGCUUAAUGAAUCCGCACGGGCUUUCUACGAGGUUGCUGCUAGGCUUGCUGCAGUCCCAUUGAAAACUCUUGUCCGUAGUGUAUCACUUGUUGAACACAGAAUCGGAAAAUUACAAGAGGACCAAGAGCGUCGGGACUACUACACAAGAGAGGGAAUUGAGUUUGGUGAAAGUGGCGAUGAGGAUGGGGCACCGCAGUAUGAAUCCGAUGAGAGCGCUGAUCAAAUCAACGAAUUGGACGAGCAGCUAUAUGCGAUGGAUGUUGAUGAGGGAUUAUGA